Molecule: messenger RNA, 2085 nt
Organism: Erinaceus europaeus (western European hedgehog)
Lineage: Eukaryota; Metazoa; Chordata; Mammalia; Eulipotyphla; Erinaceidae
Gene: MAB21L1
Product: mab-21 like 1
Exons: 1
Coding region: 471-1550 (359 amino acids)
Source: RefSeq, a predicted model, not a curated record
UCUCUCUACUUAUCCUCCAUCUAUCUGAUCAACAGUCCAGCACACACAAUGAUUACUGGAAAGCGUAAAUAAAUACGGAAAGGGUUGAUUAUUUUGACUACUGGAAGAGCUUUGCUGGUUCUCUGCGCAACUUUCCUGUUUAUUCCCGAGAAGGUGAUCUCUCCCAGCGUUUCUCUCACAUGAGGAUUCUUUAAAAGAAGAAGAAAAACAGAGAAGGUGGUGGUGAGGGGGGAGAGACAAUCUUUCACUUUAAGACCGACGGGGCUCAAAGAUAAAAGGCGGGGUGGUGGUGGUGGGGGGAACCCGCCGCUAGGAAUCCGCCAGCAAGGUUCAGAGACCAGUGGUUUAAAUCCAUUUCUUGCGCUAAGCAGCCCGUUUCUCCACCGAAGUUGGCUCCAGCGCUAGCAGCCGCAUUGGAUCCCACAGCGUACUGCGAGACUCCGGUGUACAAUCCGGAUCUCUGCCCCAACAUGAUCGCGGCCCAGGCCAAGCUGGUCUACCAUCUGAAUAAGUACUACAACGAGAAAUGCCAAGCCAGGAAAGCUGCCAUUGCCAAAACGAUCCGGGAAGUCUGCAAAGUUGUUUCCGACGUGCUGAAGGAAGUGGAAGUGCAGGAGCCCCGCUUCAUCAGUUCGCUCAACGAAAUGGACAACCGUUACGAGGGCCUGGAGGUCAUCUCCCCCACCGAGUUCGAAGUGGUGCUUUACCUGAACCAAAUGGGGGUGUUCAACUUUGUGGACGACGGCUCCCUGCCCGGCUGCGCGGUGCUGAAGCUGAGCGACGGGCGCAAGAGGAGUAUGUCCCUCUGGGUGGAGUUCAUCACCGCCUCAGGCUACCUCUCAGCGCGCAAAAUCCGCUCCCGGUUUCAGACGCUGGUGGCCCAGGCCGUGGACAAAUGCAGCUACAGGGACGUGGUGAAGAUGGUUGCGGACACCAGCGAAGUGAAACUGAGAAUCCGAGAUCGGUACGUGGUGCAGAUCACCCCGGCUUUCAAAUGCACUGGGAUCUGGCCAAGGAGUGCUGCCCACUGGCCACUUCCCCACAUCCCCUGGCCGGGACCCAAUCGGGUGGCGGAGGUCAAGGCGGAAGGGUUCAAUCUCUUGUCCAAGGAGUGCCACUCCCUGGCCGGCAAGCAGAGCUCCGCAGAGAGCGACGCAUGGGUGCUGCAGUUCGCGGAAGCGGAGAACAGACUGCAGAUGGGGGGCUGCCGAAAGAAAUGCCUCUCCAUCCUCAAAACCUUGCGGGAUCGCCACCUAGAACUGCCCGGCCAGCCCCUGAACAAUUAUCACAUGAAAACUUUGGUUUCCUACGAGUGUGAAAAGCAUCCCCGGGAGUCGGACUGGGAUGAAUCUUGCCUGGGUGAUCGGCUUAACGGGAUUUUGCUUCAACUCAUCUCCUGCCUGCAGUGCCGGCGGUGUCCGCACUAUUUCUUACCGAACUUAGAUCUGUUUCAAGGCAAACCUCACUCGGCUCUGGAGAAUGCCGCCAAGCAAACGUGGCGUCUGGCGAGAGAGAUCCUAACUAACCCGAAAAGUUUGGAAAAACUUUAGAGGACAGUUAAAAAAAAACCCAGAACCGAAAUGUGACUGCUCUUCACCAAGUUCUACUUAAACGUAAACCUCUCACCUUCCCCGCUUUGAUUCCUGAUACCCCCAAACUGCAAACGAUCUCUUCCUUCAAAAGGAAGAAUAAUAUAAUGUUUAGGCAUCAUCUCAUCCACCCCUCCAAGGGGAGGAAAAGAAGCAGAGGAAGGGGAUGGAGCAAACCUCAAACCCACAAGUAUUAGAAGGUUGCUUUACAAAGGAUUUCAUCUCUCUUGAAAAGUACACAAUAACACCAGAAACACAACCGAGCUGUAAUGCAAGACCAGACUGAACCCUCCAACUAUCAAAGGAUUAUAGCAAUCCUGGUGAUCUAGGUGCAUCUGUCUGUGAGUAAACAUCGAUUUGGAGAUUUGGCUAUGCCACUGAAGAAAAGUGUAAUGUAUAUUUUGAUUUGUAACAAAUAUUGUGAUCUCACAUUUGUCUUUGAAAGUGUGAUGUUUGGUGUUUUGUGAUUUGGUGAGAAGUCAAAUUGCCAUUUUUU